This is a messenger RNA of Colletes gigas, 4725 nucleotides long. RefSeq lists its product as uncharacterized. Bases 537 to 4475 code for a protein of 1312 amino acids. The record is from RefSeq and is a predicted model, not a curated record. NCBI's taxonomy places the organism in Eukaryota, Metazoa, Arthropoda, Insecta, Hymenoptera, Colletidae. The transcript is spliced from 3 exons.
CGUUCCGGGAUCGACCGAACUUCGUCGUAACUUCUAAAUAUGUUCAAUUUCCGUCCGUAUCGACGAAAAUAACGCGAAGAACAGUGUGAUUCAUGAAAGUGAAGUUCAUAUACAUAUGCUCUUACAUUUCAUCUGUCAAGAUAACAAGUGAGACAUACAUACGUAUUGCAAAAGUCUGUUUGAAAGAGGUGCGGAGAUCUUAUCGUUAUUAUCAGCACCGCAUUCGAUAUACUGACCUCAGUUUAUAGACACGCAUUUUUCGUUCGGUCGAACAAUAUGAAUGAUCGUGGUUGACACUUGUGAGUCACAUAAAAUUUUGGCAAAUGUACAAAGAAUUCGCCCUUCGCUAAAUACAUAUCGGAAUCGUUGAGCUGAACGUCUGUAUAGAGGUGUUUAGGAUAUAAACAUAUCGGUAAACAAAAUGUAAUCUAUUCAAUGGUUGUUCCAAAGUUUUUACAUUCAUAUGUAUAUAUACUUUUUGCAUUUAUACACAUGCAUAUUUGUAUUUUAGAAUUAAAUUAGAAAAGUUAUUCUCGAUGCAGAAAAGAAGUAUCACUGGAAAAGAUAUCCUAAGAAUGGAUGGUCUUUUACCACCAACAAGACGCUUGCCUGUCUGCGAUGCAGUGACCUCAUCCGAUAAGAAAAAAGAGAAAAAAUGGUCUAUUGGUGGUAUUUUUAAACGAAUAUCUGCAAUCAGGGAUUACGAUAGUUCCUCCAAUGAAGAAGAAAUGGUGUAUUGUACGAGGCAACCAAGACCUCGUACAGUGUUUAAUCGAAAAUCACAUAAUGUUAUUCUUCGUCCAGUCAAAAACAAUUUGCAUCAGCAUUUAGAUAAGAAUAGUUCCACUAAUACCACAGCUACAAACUCAGUAGAUACGCCAAGUUUACAAAGGGACUUUGCACACUCCCGUAGCAGUGAUGGAUCGUUGGAUGGUCUGAGCAAAAAAACGCGUAAAAGUAAAUUAAAAGCUCGAAUAGAAGCAAAAAGAGAUCGCAUUUGUGCAGAUAGCAGUUCUGACGAAGAGUCACGGAAAUCGUGUAAUUCGUUGCCGAGAUUUCAGAACGAGACCCCUGCGCAAAAUGUGUUGAAAAAUAGUUCCUCUAAUAAAAAAAGUCGUACCGCGCGUACGGAACGGUACAUAAAACGUUUAUCGAGAGAGGAGGGUCAUAAAUUACCAGAAAACUUGAACAGUGUAACUAACAAACGCAGCAGCCUAGACUUUAUGGAUGGAAAUCAAUCUUUUGAUACGGAUGCUAGUGAAUUAUUUCAGCCUCUGCUGCAACCACAGCGUUCAGUUUCCCAAUCUAACAGUUAUACUUUCCCAGUGCAAAGAUCCGUUGAAAAUUUACGUCAAUCAACAGCGUCUAGUUUACAGACAAAAUCGUCCACUGAUCUCACAAAACAAUCUACAAAUCGAUACAUUACGGAUUUAAAUCAAAAUAACACGUACGCAAAAGCAAAUAUUUCGCAAGAUGGUAGAAAUUACGCAAAUCGCGACAAUAGUAAUUAUUUUUCAAGUUCGCCUAUAACUAACAGCGAUUAUGCGAGACCUUAUAAUUAUUCAAGAAACAAUCACUAUCGAAGUUCCUCCCCACCAGAACCACCGCCAAGAGAUCUACGCUCUAAAGUUUUUACAUACGGUUGUAAUUCCUUUCCAUUGAAUGGAAAAUAUCGACUAUCAAAAUAUGACGAUAAUACGGGCUCAAAGGUGAAUAAUAUUCUCGAAGCGUCGAGAGACCAUUUAAAGGGCUUGAGAUCGUACGAAUCGAAUAACGAAAUCAGGUGGUGUGGUUCGACCAAGCAAUGUCCACGACGUCCAUUGUCUCUAACGGUAACUCCAACGCAAUCGUGUAAUUUAUCAGAAUGUACAAAUAAUAGACAUAACUCGACCGGUAGACACAUAGACGAAACCAUCGUUCACGAAACGGAAGCAAUGAAGUGCCAGAGAAGGAACGUCCGGAACGAUCAACUUAAUUCAAGGUUUAACGAUUACAACGUUAAGAUACGCGAAAAGAAAACAUCAACGCCCAGUGCCCAAAAUAUAUACAACAACUCCAUGCCAUUUACUUAUAAUAGAACUUUAGAAUCUCCUUCUGCAAAAUCACCUUCUAAACAGAAUGUGUAUAACAGUGCUUUGGGGACAAAUACAAAAACAGUAAAAGAGGAGGAGACGGAACUGGCAGAAACGAGCGAGCAAGAUGCGUUGGAUAGGAAAAGAAGUUCGAAAAACCUGGAGGAAGCACUGUCCGAGCUAGAAGCGAUAUAUAACAGUUUACGUCUAGGAGACGAAGAUCUUCUCGAUCGAGCUGAACGACGUAGCAUGGAGGAGUUCAGUUUACGCAGAGCGAAAACUGACGAUACGGUUGCGUUAAUUUCAGCAGAUUCUCCGGAUAGAACGAAAGACGAUAUGGCUUACAGAAGAAUGCAUCCGAAAGAACGACCUGCAUCCUUGUCGGAGGUAAUCGGUCAAUCGGCGCUCUCAAAUAUCAGCUACUUGAUGGCCUCGCCAGUUUUGUCACGUAAAGACGUAACCGCCGAUUAUCCGUAUUCAUCGGUUGUGGAUUAUCCGGUGCGCAAAGACGUACCGGAUGUGACACGCGACGAUGUCGUUUAUCGGAGCAUUAAUUAUGCUAACAAAACGUUAAAAGUGGCAGACCCGCAGCCACCGUUCGGAAUACCUUUGGGGCCUGUAACCACCGCCACGGAAAGCGACUAUCUGCAUACAACGCCGACCAAACUAGAUUAUCCUCGUUCGUCGUACAUACCGCAGUGCGAGCCUGACAUCGUUACAGACGACUUGGCCUAUCGAAACCUUCGGAAAGAUGCCAACACGACGAAGAAUACCGUCGAAAGUAAAAGCAGCCUCGCGAACGAUCAGGAAAUUGCAUUCGGGACGAAGAAAAAACGAGCCGUUAGGUCUCUGUCCGCUAAUCUGUACGGUUUGAUAAAUCACGAUCGAAUUCAUCUUCGUAGAGAACCGAGCCUCCAGGAGAUCAAGGACGAGAUCAGCGACGCGGUGGUCGAUAUCAAAUCGUUGCCUGUGCGACCAGAUUCUUUCAGACGCGUUGUCAGCGACGGUGAGCUCUCCGAUUAUGACACUCGAUGGCGCACAGAGGGCUCGUUGAAAAACAGCAAAACCGAUAUAAAUGGAAAUCAUUCGUUCCCGAACGUGGACCGAAAGAAACUCCGCGUUUACGUUUCGGAAUCUACCAAAGUGCAAAGUACGAAGAACGAGGAAAACGCGGGAGCACGGAACACUGUGCCGUCCAAUGACAUACUGUCGAAAGCAAUGAACAAUGAAUUCUGGCAAGAUAGUUUGCAGUCAAAAUCCAAUAAGUCGUCCAAUACGGAUACCGAGUCAGAUUUCACCGCAUAUAGUCGUUUGUGCCAAGAUUUAGUUAAUUUAAUCGAAGGACAGGACAACGUGGACGCCGAGCCGAUCAAAGGAACGACUGAUGUUGAUUUAGAGCAAUCUCCGAGAACAGAUAUUCUGGAUGAGGAUACCAAAGUCGAUAACUCCUCGGUUUUGCGUAUUCAGUCUUUGGGAAGCCAUUACUCGGAACAUAACGAGGAGAAUCGUAAAGAAAUCACGAACAACGGGGACAUUGAAAGACUGACAGAAUCCAUUUCUAAUCCCAAGAACGAAGAUGUUAAGAACUUGGACGAGAAUGCGUAUGACUUCUCUCUGCGUGUCGCGGUUGAUAGUAUCAAAGUAAUUGCGGACGCGUUGAGCAGCUUGGCGGAUGGCUGCUUACGUGAUGAACGUUCAAGCCGAAAGAAUUCGCUGACGUCGCGGUGUUCUGAAAUAGACACCGAUAGUACGGUGCCCAACACCAGCACGCGUAGCUCCGUCACAUGCAGUUCGGACGACGCAAACGACGACCCGUGUGGCUCGUCGAAGCCCAUUGAUAUAUUGCAGGUAGCACCGGAAGAAGAUGCAACGAUAAAUACAGAGGAGAACCGCGAGAAAGUUAAACCGGAAGAGGCAACGGAUAAUUCGAACGUCGACCCAGAACUCGAUUUGACCAAAGCUGUUCACGAUUUACAAUUAGCCGCGGCUAGUUUUUGCAAACACGAGAAAGAGAUCGAAGAAUUAGAGGCAUGGCUAAAGAAGGACGCGAGCGAUAACGUUCCUUGUACUUCUAACGUUACGAUCGCAGAGAAAGAUUAUUUGUUGGCCUCUGAAAAUAAGCCAGCGUUAGAAAGCGAAAGAAAAGAAAUAGAUUGCGACAAAGAGGAGACUGUAGUAUCGACUGAUGUUAAGUUGCAGACUGAUGAACAUGACCCAAAUUGCGAAGGUGAGAGCAUAGAAUGCAAAAAUAUUUGUGGACUGCACGACAUCAACAUCGUUCGUACGUCUGGAAUGCGUGUUUCGUAUGUCACUAACCUCAUAACUGUUACGAUAACUACAUAUUUUAUGGUUUUGCUGGCUUGUUUCCUUGCACUGCUUCUAGCGAUCGUAGCAGCAUCAUGACCGGCUCAUUAACGACAGUGCCUUAACGCAUUUUGUGAUUAGGUUUGAUACAAAGCGGUGUUACACUAUUUUGAGAGGCUAUUAUUAUUUUGAAUUAUGUUACGAAUGUCGUAGGUAUCCUGGCACUUGAUCAUUCAUGACGUGAAACCAUUCUAUACGAGUGCAUAAACUAACCGAUACACGACGUUGUUGAGCGACAUGCGGCAGGACAAUUGAAUUUGUUUAAAGUCGAAUUUCUAUGGACUGUUUG